UGUGUCUGUGGAGCUCCCUGGGAGAGUCACCAGGGGCCAAACUGUACCAUUACCAUUCAGCACCUGCUGAUACAUUGUAACAAUAGGCUCAUCAUUCUCUGCUGCGCUGCGGAUGGUGGCUGCCGGGUGGAUCGCUGCUGCGUGCGUUAAAGGCACAGGCACACAUUUCCCGAAUGGUUGGAAUACUCUGUGCAGGUUCCUCCGAUACACCGAUCUCUCCUAUUCCGCGGUGACUACGCCUUUAUGAUCGCCCCUUCAUCAUCAUCAUCAUCAUCAUGAUCACGCCUUGUGUGCUGCUGGCUGUCUUUUGACUUGUGAGAGAUCAGCCUAGGCAGAGACUGCCAAGCGAGACUGUGGAAGACAAGAGGAGGAGGGGCAGAGUCUACAUUAUCACUUCAUUCCUGGGCUCCUAGAUGGAGGGGAGACUUCAUUAGUUGCCAUCAGACAAAAGGCUAGGAGUCCAGCCUUGGAGAUGGCUUCCUUAAGCCUUGGGUUAAACCUGUCCAGGAAGAAGAAUAUAUCCAGGAAUGCAGCAGUGGAGAGGAAGAAUCUGAUCACAGUGUGCAGGUUUUCCGUGAAGACGCUGAUCGACCGUUCAUGCUUCGAGACCAUCGAUGACUCUGCACCGGAAUUUGUCAAUUUUGCUUCCAUUUUAGAACACAUCCUGAGCCAUCGCCUCAAAGGACAGAUCACUUGGUUUGGUUAUGAAAGCCCUCGUAGCUUUUGGGAUUACAUACGGGUUGCCUGCUCCAAGAUGCCUCAUAGUUGUAUCUGCAGUAUUGAAAACAUGGAGAAUGUCAGCUCUUCGAGAGCCAAGGGCAGAGCAUGGAUCAGAGUUGCACUGAUGGAAAAACGUCUGUCUGAAUAUAUAACCGCUGCACUGAGAGACUUUAAAACGACAAGGAGGUUUUACGAUGAUGGGGCUAUUGUCUUGGGUGAAGAAGCCAACAUGCUGGCUGGUAUGCUUCUGGGACUCAAUGCGAUUGACUUCAGCUUCUGCCUUAAGGGAGAAGGUCUGGAUGGCACCUUCCCAGCUGUCAUAGACUACACGCCUUAUCUGAAAUUCACACAAAGCUCUGACAGCAUCAGUAGUGAUGAGGAGGAACUCCGGACCUUGGGGAGCAGUGGCAGCGAGAGUAGCAGCCCAGAAAAUAUUGGCCCACCUUUCAUCAUGGACGAGAACAGCUGGUAUAACAAAUGCAAGAGAGUGGAGCAGAAAUACCGCUUGGCACUGGAGCAAAAGGGAUAUCUUGAGGAGCUGGUCCGUUUGCGGGAAGCUCAGCUUUUGGAUUCAGUGUCACAAAAUAAGCUGGUUCUUAAACGGAUUGAAGAUACUGAGCUUAAUCACAAGCUGGAGAAAGAACAACUGGAAUACAUCAUUGUUGAACUUCAGGAUCAGCUGACUGUUCUAAAGAAUAAUGACUUAAGAUCAAGACAGGAGUUAACCACUCACCUCACCCAUCAGUGGCCUUCCCCAGGAGCUCUGGAUGUUAAAGCUGUUGCCCUGGAAACAUUACUCUACCAAACGCACAAUGAACGGUGGGAUGAAAAAAGUUUCCAAAGCUUGGGUCCGCUGUCUGCAGAUGCCAGCUUUUCUCAGAUUUCAUUUGACCCAGGACAGUCCCAAGAUGGAAAUGGAAAGCACGACGAUUCGCACUUAAGUCUUGGAAAGGAAGACACCCCAUCUUUACUUGGCCUUUGCGGUUCCCUUACAUCGGUUGCCAGUUACAAGUCCCUCACAAGUCUCAAGUCCAGUGAAUAUCUUGCAAGUCCCACGACAGAGAUGACAAGCCCUGGGUUAACUCCCUCCUGAACCACGAUGCCUACCAAAAAAAACAAAAGACAGGCUUUUCUGUUGUAUGAAAAGUACAUUCCAUGUGUGAGCGGCUUUGAAGGAGAAGACACUCCAACAUGUUAAGUGGCUGCUUUGUUUCACAACACUUCCCUCGCAACCUCAUGUUCAUACAGACUGGAACGCUCCGGUUUACAAUGUACAAAGAUCAACAUAGUUUUUUAUUUGGAACAUCUUCACUUUAUCUUCCUUGGCACUAAACAUGGCUGAACUUUGGAACCUUUCUUUGCUUCAGAUUUCCAUCAACUGAAAAAAUCAAUAUCGUGUUAAUUGCAGAACAGGGCACAGGACCUAAGGAUUGAAUCAUUUGUUUUAAAGACUUGUAUUGUUUUAAACAUAUUCCUGAGUGCCGCCGGACAGUUGCACUUAGUAUGUUGUGUUUCUGCCUUGACACAAGCCUUGUUAAUAAUAUGUGCCAUCUGCCUUUUUACACAGCAGCAUGUCUUUUAUAUAGAUACAUAUAUUUUUUUUUUCGUCUCACUUUAAGAAAAUUCUGUAAAAUACUUAAUAUAAAACAUGAUUAAUAAAACCCAAGCAUUCAACAAAAAAAAGAUUUAAACUUUGUUUGCCAAAGUAAUUGAAAAUAAAAUGUAUUUACGGUGU
Spea bombifrons (plains spadefoot toad) is the source of this 2455-nucleotide messenger RNA. RefSeq names its product RUN domain containing 3B (gene RUNDC3B). Lineage: Eukaryota; Metazoa; Chordata; Amphibia; Anura; Pelobatidae. The transcript is spliced from 11 exons. The coding region runs from base 473 to 1813 and encodes 446 amino acids. The record is from RefSeq and is a predicted model, not a curated record.